AUGAAAGUGUUUCUCGUGCUGGCGACUCUCGCCCUCGUGCGCGCCCAUCCCACGUCGAGCCUCCUGGAAGGCAUCCUGGCGGUAAAUUACAGCAGCACGGCGGCGUCAGAGUGGUGCCAAGGUGAUCUGCAGAUUGUGGAGGACGCCCUGAGGGCGCAGGACAUUUGGGCAAUGAAAUUGUUGGAUGCGUCGGGGCGCAUCGAGUCGGGAUUUGUGUGGGGCAACAACUUCUGGCUCGGCUCAAAGUCCUCGUGCGCCCGCCUCGCCCGCCCCUAUCCCGUCUCCCUGUCCGCCAGAUUUUCGCGCAACAACGUGCCCCACUUGACAGACAUUGCGGCACCAAUUCCUGUGAUAUAUCGCGUCAUUUACGUGCGACACUCUUCCCGCCUUCAGCUCGACAUGAAAAUACUGGAUCUGUCUGUCCUGCACAUUGGUCUCUGUUUGCCGACAAAUUGCAGCAAUAAUGACACGGAAAUUCUAGUGACUCAAUUGCUGGCCGAUGUAAAUUCUGCGGCAAGUGAGAUACUUGGCAAAAAUGCCACUGUUCUGCACAGCAAGAGUCUUCAGCUGAGAGAUACAUUCUACCGAAAUCCCCUGGUAAUUUCAUCAAUUGUCCUUCUGGCAAUUAUGGUGAGCCUGAGUGCUGUCUGUUCACUGUACAACCUGUUGAUGUGCAGAGGAGCCCAGGAUGAUUGCCAAAUUAACAAGGAGGACUCAAGGAGUCUCAAUAUCUUUGAGAAAUUCAUCACAUGCUUCUCAAUUCAUCACAACGCCGUCAUCGUGUUCAACCACGAACUUGGGAAAUCCUCCGUGCCGGUGAUUCAUGGGCUCAGAGCACUCACAAUGUUCUGGAUCAUCACCGGACACAUCUUCUUCUAUGCACUGGCGAGCACCAAGAAUUUCCAGCGCGUUCUCACGUACACGAAGGAAUGGUUCAUGCAGCCGUUCAAUGCAGCAGCCACAGGAGUGGACACGUUCUUCGUUAUCAGCGGUUUCCUGCUGGCGUACCUUUACUUUGAGUCCUACAUGAAGAAGCCAAAGAAAGACGGCGUCAUCGCGUUCUGCAAGAGUGUCUUCAGUCGUGUCCUGAGAAUUGCGCCAUCGUACUACACAAUUCUCCUCUUCUCCAUCAUAAUUGGAAUUUACUUGAAGGAUAAGUCACAAUUUCACUUGCUGGAGAACAUCGAAGAGAAUUGCACAAAAUACUGGUGGCGCAAUGUGCUCUUCAUUAACAACUUCUUCCCAUUCUCCGAGAUCUGUCUCACGUGGAGUUGGUAUCUCAGCGUGGAUUUACAAUGUUUCAUCAUCACGACUCUCUGUCUUGUCAUCUGGAGCCGCAGUCAGAGAUUAGCCACGGCACUGUUCAUUGUCAUCUUCCUCACGGCCACAUUCUUCAACUCCUACCUUGGAUAUGUCCUCAACUUUGACUUCAAAUACGACGUGGAAUUCAACAGCAUCGAUUUCCUGUACACGCCAGUGUGGUCGAGGAUUCCUGUUUACUUCUGCGGUGUCCUCGCCGGAUGGUUUUUGAGCACGUUCAACCGAAAGCUCUACCUCAAAAGGUCUAUCAUCCAUGGCUGCUGGCUCCUAACCGCAUGCACCGCAAUUCUUCUCAUUUUCGGCCGGAUGCUGAACCACCUGCCCGCCGUGGCGUCAAUGUGGUACUGCGGCUUCGGAAAAACCGCCUGGGCCAUGGGCAUAUCGUGGAUUAUCAUCGCCUGCGCCACAGGACACGGCGGUAAGUGA
This is a messenger RNA of Phlebotomus argentipes, 1746 nucleotides long. Its product is annotated as nose resistant to fluoxetine protein 6-like. NCBI's taxonomy places the organism in Eukaryota, Metazoa, Arthropoda, Insecta, Diptera, Psychodidae. Gene Ontology annotation, molecular function: acyltransferase activity, transferring groups other than amino-acyl groups. The coding region runs from base 1 to 1746 and encodes 581 amino acids. The transcript is spliced from 9 exons. The record is from RefSeq and is a predicted model, not a curated record.